This is a messenger RNA of Sclerotinia borealis F-4128, 615 nucleotides long. The record is from the annotation of a GenBank genome assembly. NCBI's taxonomy places the organism in Eukaryota, Fungi, Ascomycota, Leotiomycetes, Helotiales, Sclerotiniaceae.
AUGCCAAGUAGCGAUACCGUGGGUAUCAUUCUCGUAGUCCUAACUGCAGGCGGUGCUCUUAUCUUCAUCAGUAUCUGCCUUUACAGAAGACGCGGGAGCGGGAAUACAUGGCCCGGCCCCCACUCAUCCCACAGAUCUCGUUCUAGAUCUCGACGAACUUCGCGUAAUUUCAAGAAUGCUCCCAGAAUUCCACUAGGAGUUAUCUCACCCCAGAUACAGAUACCCGCAAUACGAAUUAGAUCGCCCAGAGCUCAAAAUCAGCAAAUUGUUCGACCUAAUUCUCCUCUCCUUCCUCAAAUACCCGUCUUGAUCAGAGUGCCCCUAUUUCCGCAGCACCGUUGGCCUCCUGAAUAUCAAGCUAAUCCACGGCAGGCACAGCCUCUACAACAACCUCAGUUUCAACAAAUUUGGCCCCAGCGUCCUCCUCCAUAUCCUCCUCGUCCACCGUCACCGAUUCAACUUCCUCAAGCCGCGCCUAAUAUUCAGGUUCCGGCUCCCGCUCUUCUCGUUUUCAUCAUGUUGAAGACUUUGAUAGCAAAGGUUUUGAGGGCAGGUCAGGAGCGUGACUACUCUCCAUUCGAUCGCGAUAUCAUCAAUUGGCACUACUUUGAAUGA